GUAGGAAACACGGGCGUCGAUUGUCGAUCUGUGACCAAGUGUAGACUUGUGCAGUCGCAUCCUGUAUAUACACAUAGUGAUUGCAACCUUGGUUAAAGGUUUACAGCGAUGCUGCGGCUGAGACGGGACUCACUCUAAAAACGGAGGUCUCGCUCUAGCUGUUUUGUAGCCAGUACUGAUGAUCUAAGUAUGUCAAGGAAGUUAUACACAAUGUUCAGUCACAUAAGCCUCGCUUUGGUGGCUUUGGCGAGCGCAAGCAGCGCCCAUGCUGUGGAGCGCCUUGUGCGAAGCGGUGCGGAGCUCGCAGCGGCUUUCGCAGACCCUUCAGUGGAUACAGUCUCAGUUGGCGUCUCAAGUCUGAAAUUUAGCGACGAGGACUUUAGCGGUCUUGCUACUGAGCCUCCCGUUAUCCUUACGAGAAAUGUAACGGUGCAGAUCGGCCCCGGCGUGACGCUGACCCUGGCCCAGCUGGUGUUUGAGACGCCGCCCUCAGACAACAUGUUCCGGGCUCCGGGACUGCCCUUCCUGCGGCCCAGUAGUGCCGGCCCCGACACCGGCGCGCGGCUGCUGCUGAGGGACAGCGUGGUGUGGUCGGCUGUGUGCUUCCCCGCACUGGUGCGGACAGCGAAUGCAGGCGCCGUGCCGCGACCACCCGGCGAGCCUGGCAACCAGAGCUUCAUCGGCGAGGUGGCGCAGGACGGGUGCGUGCCCGCCACCAACUCCAGCGCCUAUGCGGCGGCGGCGCUGCUGUCGCGCUGCCACCCCGCGGGCCGCAUGGCGCUUGUAGACUACGCGCUGGCGGGCGCGGUGGUGGGCGUGUCGCAGAACGCCGUGCCCGCACACUACAGCGUGGUGCUGAAGAACAUCACGGGCCUGUGCCGCUCCGUGCUGAGCAUGUCCUGCAUCUCCACCUUCACCGCCAUCGGCUGCUUCCUGGCCGCCAUGAACAACUACACAGCACCCGCAGACGUGCUGACGUCGGCAAGCGAAGGCGGCGGCGGCGGCGGCAGCGUGUACGGCGCCACACCGGCGGACGGCGGCAGCGGCGGCGGCAGCGGCGACAGCGGUGAUGGGGCGGACACGGUAUUGCUGGCGGGGCUCUUGGGAGGCCUGGGUGGCGUCCUGGUCCUGCUGGCGGUCGUGGGCGGCGUGCUGUGGGUGCGGCGCCGGCGGCGCGAUGCCGCCUACCGGGCAGCAGCUCAGCGGCAGCACGGCACCAGCAAAGGCGAUGUCGUCGCUGCUGCCGACGGCCCCGACGCCGGCCACCAGCCGCCCUCCUAUCCUGGCCAGGGCAACAGCGACGGGACCGCCGUGGUGCGAAGCACGACAACGGCCAGCAGCAAGACGGCCAGCAGCGGCGGCAAGGGAAGCAUGUCCACCGCUGUGUGUGGCGGCGGCGCCGUGGCAGCCGCUGCACGCCCACUGUCCGAAGUCGUGGUGCUGGACGGCAGCGGCGUGGCGGGCGCGGGCGGCAAGGCGCCGCAGCAGGGUGACGGCGGCAAGGACGGCUGGCGGUCGGGCGUCACCGCCAAGACGCCCACUCGCAACAGGGGCUCCACCGGUCUGCUGACCAGCGAGGUGGGCUGCACGCGCACGCGCAGCGGCUCCUCUGCCGCCGGGCUGGUGGUUGGCGCCGACGCCGGCGGCGCCUCAGGCUCCAAGAGUCACGUUGCCACAGCCGCGGCCGCCACCGCCACCGCCGCUGGCUUCGGGUCCCUCUCCCAGCCGCACCCGGCGCAGGCGCAGGCGCAGGUGGCGCACCCUGUAGCAAAGCCGCAGGCACCACUGGACUAUGACAGUGUGGUGGCCUUGCACUCGCCCAUCAACAUCGACAUGGCGCUGGACGUGUUGGUGGUGGAGCGGGACACGGUAGCGGUGGCGUCGGCGGCGGCGGCAGAGGGCGGCAGCGGUGACGGUGCGGCCAGCCCCCGUGUGGCGGCGGCGGCGGGGGCAGCUGGCGUGGGGGCAGACGCCGGCAGCAAUGUCCUGACGCUGCUGCCGACGCUGCGCGGCAGAGGGGCGUUCGGGCGCGUGGUGGAGGGCGUGUAUCAGGGCCAGCGAGUGGCAGUGAAGCUGCUGACGCCGGCGGGGCUGUCGCAGGAGCUAAGCGACGACCUGCGCGCGUCCUUCCGCCAGGAGGUUGCGGUGCUGGGCAGGUGCCAGCACGACAACGUGGUGCGGCUGCUGGCCGCCAGCAUCAACCCCAAGCAGCUCUGCCUGGUGAUGGAGCUUUGCGAGUGCUCCCUGGAGAAACUGAUCUACAGCGGCACCCUCAUGCCGCUGCCCAAGGUGCUGCACAUCGCGGCCCAGGUGGCGGCGGGGCUGGUGUACCUGCACCCCACCAUCAUGCACCGAGACCUGGGAGGCGGCGGCGGAGUGAGGGCCAUGCGGGAGGGCUGCCCGCUGUGUAGCAGGUUUGCUAAGUCGUCCUGUGGCUUUUCCGUGCUCAUACCUUUGACCCUCCCGCUCACAAUCCCCAACAUCAAACUGCUCCGCCCCCAUGUAUGUGCCAACGAACCCCACUUCAUCACCAAACAGAAACCCGCCAACGUCCUCAUCAACGGAGCCGACACCGACACACCCAUCGCCAAGCUCACGGACUUCGGUCUCGCGCGCAUGCGGUCUGUCACCAUGCCCACCCUGAACCCGGAGGCCGGCACUCCCGCCUACAUGGCACCCGAGUGCUACGACGUCAACAACGACGUCAUCACCUCCAAAGCCGACGUGUUCUCCCUGGGUGCGCUGCUGUGGACCUGCCUGUCUGGCCGCGAGCCCUGGGCCGGACAGAACAUGGUGCAGGUGGCCGUCGCCAUCACCGUGCACCGCCAGCGCCUGCCGCUGUCCGCGCUGCCCGAGGAGCGCUGCCCGCCCAAGCUGCGCAGGCUGAUUGAGGCGUGCUGGGAGCACGACCCGCUGCGCCGGCCCGCGGCGGCCGAGGUGCACAAGGAGCUACUGGUGGUGCUGGAGCAGGUCACGUCGGGCUCCGCAAACGGCCCCGGGAAGCCCAUCCCGUGCGUCACUGGCGCACUCGUCAACUGCGACCAUAACACCGCCGGCGACACGUCCCUGCCGCCGCCUCGCGUGUUGGCAAACCUCCGUGACGAGCAGGAGCAGCCUCAAGAGCCGCAGCAGCAGCAGUCGCCAUAGGAGUGGGAGCCGCAAGUGCGCCACGCACUCGCUGUUCGAGAAGUUGCCUGAUGCGGCAUAGAGAGUAACGGUAAUGCCUGAGAUCUGAGCAGCUGGAGAUCCGGGGUGAAGGUGGCACAAGGCUGGGUAAGCGGCCCAAUGCAAAGCAUGCAGUAGUUCAGAACCGAGAGUGCUUGCCGUCGGCAGCACGUGUGUCACCGUCCAUUGAUGGACUGGAACGUAUGGUGCAAUUGCGUAAGGCAUGAGGCGCAUAAUUUCACAUUACUUGCCCAUGGCAGGGUGCCUCUACUUUUGUUUCUAUUUUAGCAUGCAGGAUGCAUCCACUUCGGACAUGUGCGGAUAUGGCGUUCAAUGUGAUGGAGCCGGCUGAGUGUCGAUUGUCGAAUGCAAUCGUGCAAAGCACCAUGCAUGCUGUGACUCAACUGGCUGUUUGCCGUAGGCUGUCCCUGCUGGCCGCAGGCCCCGCUGAGGAUUUGCUAGGCGGCGGCCAGCUGGCACCAGAGUGUGAUUGGGGCUAGUUGGGUUUUGGGUUUUGGGUUCCUCGAUGUUACCGAUUGUUCAAACGUUGUGUAUUUGGUUUUGCUCUUUUCAUCAUUGGCCCGCAUUGCGGUUGUUCCCGUGCCCACAGUGCGUGUGUCAACGCCGGAAGGCGAGGUGUGGAACGCGGCGGCUAUUUGAUACGCGACCUUUGUCAUCUUGCUAGGUGCGACAUUGUUUGCCGACAGGCGGCACGGAUAUAUGUUUGUCAAUGCAGGUCAAUGCGAUGGGACGCCAGUGCUGCAAGUCAUGCCGUGCCAUGCCAUCGUGUCGAGCAACGGGCAGGUCAAUGGCGGUGUGGCGCCAGUGGUCAGACACAUUCACACUGGAGCCAGCACACAAAUCCGGGAGUGUGGCGCAGUGCUGAGAUUGCAUAUUAAGAGCGAGAUGGAACCAACUGAUACGCGCAUCACGUGAGCUACCCAUGGGCGGUGUCGAUGAUGCGGGUGUGAUGCGCUCUGCGCUCCAGACGCGCUGGUCGGCUGGUGUGCUGCUGACAUCAUCAAGCUGGUCGUGUGCCAAGAGGGCCAGCGCCACCCGCACGCCGCGGGUUUCUGGAUGGGUUGCAUUCUUGUGUAGCGCAACCCUGCUGCUUAAGUGUGUUUCUUCAACACGGGGCGGCUUUGGUGUGUUUCUUUCUUCGACAGGGGGCGGCUGGCCAGGGCCUGGGCGAGUGAGGGGCACCUUGGGAAGUGGUAAGCC
Messenger RNA from Chlamydomonas reinhardtii, 4386 nucleotides. RefSeq lists its product as uncharacterized. NCBI's taxonomy places the organism in Eukaryota, Viridiplantae, Chlorophyta, Chlorophyceae, Chlamydomonadales, Chlamydomonadaceae. The transcript is spliced from 16 exons. Gene Ontology annotation, biological process: protein phosphorylation. Gene Ontology annotation, molecular function: protein kinase activity; ATP binding. The record is from RefSeq and is a predicted model, not a curated record. Bases 499 to 3147 code for a protein of 882 amino acids.